Molecule: messenger RNA, 530 nt
Organism: Striga asiatica
Lineage: Eukaryota; Viridiplantae; Streptophyta; Magnoliopsida; Lamiales; Orobanchaceae
Source: the annotation of a GenBank genome assembly
CUUUUUUCCAUUUCAUAAACCUUGUUAUCUACGAUUAAAAUCUCUUUUUCUUUUUCUUUGAUUUUCUGACAAUCUCAUGUAUCACAAUGGCUACAGGAAAGUCGAUGAAAAGUAUUGUAAUGAGAGCAAUAGUUGUUUUGUCUUUUAUGAUAGCUGCCAUUAUCAUGUUCAUAGCACAUGAAAAGGUCUGCAAUGCACAAUUCGCUACUGUUUCAGUCAAAUACCUUGAUUGGGAUGCUUUCUUGUUGUGUGUUGUUGUUGAUUGCAUUGGAUGCGUAUAUAAUUUAAUAGUCUUGCUAAUUCCCGGAGGCAGUCAACUAUGGAAAACAGUCAUCGUCCUAGACGUGAUUGUGGAUAUUGUAGUUGUUGGAAGCCUUGGAGCGGGUUGGCAAACAUAUUCAUUGGUAAAGAAAGGAAAUACAAAAGCAGCAUGGUGUUCAAUUUGCAGCGUUGUCCCAAUUUUCUGCAACAAAUUAUUAGCAUCUCUUAUCGUUUCCACUACUGCUUUUUUCUUUAGCAUUCUGCUUCUA